GUUUUCCGGGCUCAGAGCUCCCCUUUGCCUCCCCGUAUCACGAAGGCGGAGGCUCGCUUUCACUAGAGAUGGCUGGCUUAACCUCCACAGACGUCAGUCUGCAGAGGGAAGAUGGAGCCUCUUUGCCUCUGGGGGAAAUGGAGGACUCUCUGCUGUUUGACGUAAAAGGCGAAUGUGAGAAGGGACGACGGCGUAGCUCGCCAGCCCGCUCUCGUGUCAAGCAGGGUCGCAGCAGCAGUUUUCCUGGGAGGAGACGGCCUCGGGGAGGGUCUCACACGGGCCGAGGGCGGGGCCGAUCACGUUUGAAAUCCACCACUUCUUCCAUCGAGACACUGGCGCUGGCCGACAUUGACAGCUCCCCGAGCAAAGAGGAGGAAGAUGAUGACGACGACACAAUGCAAAACACAGUGGUGCUCUUUUCCAACACAGACAAGUUUGUGCUAAUGCAGGACAUGUGCGUUGUGUGUGGCAGUUUUGGCCGUGGUGCCGAGGGCCAUCUCCUGGCUUGUUCCCAGUGUUCCCAGUGUUACCAUCCUUACUGUGUAAACAGCAAGAUUACAAAGGUGAUGUUGCUCAAGGGUUGGCGUUGUGUGGAAUGCAUUGUGUGCGAGGUGUGUGGCAAAGCAUCCGAUCCCUCCCGCCUUCUGCUCUGCGAUGAUUGUGACAUCAGCUACCACACAUAUUGCCUGGAUCCACCUCUCAACACCGUGCCCAAGGGCGGCUGGAAAUGCAAAUGGUGCGUGUGUUGUGUGCAGUGUGGAGCAGUUUCACCUGGCUUCCACUGUGAAUGGCAGAGCAAUUACACCCAUUGUGCUCCCUGUGCCAGUCUUGUCACUUGUCCCAUCUGCCAUGUGAAGUACGUUGAGGAUGACCUCUUAAUUCAGUGUCAGCAUUGUGAACGGUGGAUGCACGCCGUAUGUGACAACCUUUUCAGCGAGGAAGAAGUAGAGCAGGCAGCAGACGAGGGGUUCGAUUGCACUUCAUGCCAGCCAUAUGUAGUCAAGCCUGUGGUUCCCGUUCCCCCUCCAGAAAUUAUCCCAGUGAAGAUCAAGGAACCAGAACCCCAGUAUUUUCGCUUUGAAGGUGUUUGGUUAACGGAGACAGGCAUGGCGGUGCUACGUAACUUGUCUUUGUCGCCACUGCAUAAGCGUCGGCCGCGCAAAACCACACCAAUGGCACCAAUGAUGCCACGGCCAGGCGUUCUUAACGGGGAAGGUGGACUGGAUUGCAUUGGCUCUCUGGGUGCAGAUGAAAAAAAGGACGGUGAUGUGGAGGCAGAUGAAAUCCUGAAAGCUGAAGGUUCCGUUGAACACAUGGAGUGUGAGAUCAAAUUGGAAGCCCCGCCUACUCCAGACAGGAUAGCUGCAGCCGAGGCUGAAAUGGGAAAAGGCCUUUUGGAAGACUCUGAGGAGGUCAAGAAGAGGAAGCGGAAGCCCUAUCGCCCAGGUAUUGGAGGUUUCAUGGUGCGACAGCGGAAGUCACACACACGCUUGAAAAAGGGCUCAGUGGUCUUGGCUGAAAUCUCUCGGGAGCUGACAACUGCUGAAGGGCAACUGGAAGAAGGGGUGCAACCUAACCCACCUGCUGAAAAUCCUGCUGAGACCUUGGCUGAACAGGGAGUGGUUGAAGCUGAUGAAAAGAAGAAACGGCGGGGGCGGAAGAAGAGCAAGCUAGAAGACAUGUUCCCUGCCUAUCUUCAGGAAGCAUUUUUUGGCAAAGCACUCCUAGACCUGAGCAGACAGGCUCUGUUGGCUGCUGGUGGUGUGGGUGGAGAUGGAACUGCCCAUCCUCCUGUCGGCCAGGGAGCUCCCAGGCCCAAGAUGGAUUCCAUCAGGCUCCAAAAAGGGCCGGAGGAUGGAAAGGCAGCUACAGUUCAGCCGAAAGGGGAUGAAUGCCUUAGUAGCAGAGAAGCAGCAGCUCCUGAAAGCAACGUGAAAGCAGCUGAUGCCAAGACUGAGAAUACUGGCACAGAAGAGCAGAUGGUACCCAAGACCUCUCCAGAACCUACAGGUGCCGAGAACCCAGCCACACCCCCGGGGGAGGGGGUGCUCAGCUCCGACCUUGACAAAAUCCCCACCGAAGAGUUGCCGAAAAUGGAGAGCAAGGAUGUUCAGCAGCUCUUCAAAGACGUCCUGGGUUCCACUGAACGAGAACAGCAGCUGAAUUCUGUUGGGGUGGAUGGUGAGGCCAGAGGCAUGCGUGAUCCGAACUGCUCCCAGCUUGCCCAAAGGCCUUUUCUUCAAGCUGGUGGUACAUCUCUUGGGCCCCUGCAGCCUGCCGUGCCCAUGGAGACUUACUCUGGAGUUUGCCAGUCCCCAUUCCUUGAUAAUAAGGAGAGGAGUGGCUUCUUCAGCCCCGAGCAGUGUGAGCCCGAGAGUCCUUGGGCCAGUAGCUCUGCAGCUUCCACACCAACUACACCCACCACAGAGGGGGAAAGUGAUGGACUCUCCUAUAACCAGCGGAGCCUGCAACGUUGGGAGAAGGAUGAGGAACUGGGAGAGCUUUCUACCAUCUCACCUGUCCUUUAUGCCAACAUGAAUUUCCCCAGCCUGAAGCAGGAUUAUCCAGACUGGUCUAGCCGUUGCAAGCAGAUCAUGAAGCUUUGGCGAAAGGUGCCAGCUCCAGACAAAGCCCCAUAUUUGCAAAAGGCCAAAGAUAAUCGGGCAGCCCAUCGCAUCAACAAGGUGCAGAAGCAAGCUGAGAGCCAGAUCAGCAAACAAACCAAAGUGGAGGUGCUGCGAAGGCCUGAGCGCCCCACACUGCAUCUGCGCAUACCGUCCCAGCCGGGGGUGCUGCCUGGCGCCCCUCAGCCAUUGCCGCCUCCUUCCUCUGCUGCUUCAGCCUCGGGACAGCCCCUCUAUAUUAAUCACGCUGCAGCUCUGCCAAGUGGGCCGGGUAUUGAGUCGCCCAGCGAGCUCUUCCUUAAGCUUCCCUCUUCUGCCACCAGUGCCCAGCCCCCAGUGCAAGUGCCUUUGCACGAGCCCUACGGCAUGGCCUCUGCUUGCCCCCCACCAGAUCCAGGUUUUCCUUCCCCCUCCUUGGUGGGCCAGAGUCCUACAGUGCCUAGCGGCUUUGUCUCUUCCUCUUCUGCCUCCUCUGGACAAUCUCCGCUCCUACCAAACCCUCGUCUGGUCCCACAAGCUGGAGAGUUGCAGCCCACCCCGCCUGGGACCCCAAGGCAUCAGCCCUCCACGCCGGACCCCUUCCUGAAGCCCCGCUGCCCUACUGGAUCCUUGGAAAACUUGACUGUGCCUGGAAGCCCUCAGCGAGCUGCGCUUCUGCUUUCCCCCCCACCCUUUGGGGAGCCGCAAAAAAAAGGGCUGGAUAUCAAGAAGGAAGAGACCGGUCCAGGGAUCGGCUCUCCUAGUUACAGCUCCAGCUAUAGUAACUCCCCUUCCAGUGCUCUCCCCUCCAAUGAAAUGAAGGCCCCGGAUGUUUUUAAAGCCCCGCUCACCCCCCGCCAGUCUCAGGUGGAGCCACAAAGCCCGGGCUUAGGGCAUCGGCCCCCAGAUUCUCACCCUCUGUCUGCUUCCCCGCCCAGCCAGGCUGAUCUCUACAGGCAGUCGCCUUACCCAGAUCCCUAUGCCCAGCCCCCACUGACCCCGAGGCCUCAACCCCAACCCCCGGAGGCCUGCUGUGUUUUGCCUCCCCGUUCAUUGCCUUCGGAUCCCUUCUCACGCAUACCUGCCAGCCCACAGUCUCAGUCAAGCUCCCAGUCCCCUCUCACUCCCCGUCCUCUCUCUACUGAAGCCUUCUGCCAGUCUCCCGUCACGCCUCGUUUUCAGUCCCCUGACCCCUACUCCCGACCCCCCUCCAGGCCCCAGUCCCGGGACCCCUUUGCCCCCCUGCACAAACCUCCCCGUGCUCAAAUUCCAGACACUGGCUUCAAGCCGAUGCCCGUCUCCCACAAUACCUUGGCAGUUGGGAAUUUUUCAGCAGUGCCACCCUCAUCUGAGUCCCACCCAAAGACCAACCAGCAGUCUCAGUUUAUUCGUUCCCCUGGUGCCAGCGUCUUUCCCAGUGCUCAGCCGCAGAUGCGGUUCACCUUCCCUCCCAAUGAGCCCGUCAAGAACUCUCCUUCCCAUGGGGUCAACAGCCAUUUUACUCCUGGCAAACCUCAAAGCACAAGCUACGUUUCGUCACCGGGCUUCCACCAGGCUGGGAGCCCUCUGGGCCCAAGCAAGAACACCCCAGACUCUUACACGAUCUCCCCGUUGCGACCUCCAUCGGUGCUGCCCCAGCAGCCACCUUCACAGCAAGAUGGCGCUUUGUCCUUUCUGCCACGAGGAGGCAUGCCUUCAAGUGACAAGAGGGAGGAGGGGGCAAUAGGACCCCCCAGUAGAGAGCUGCAAGAACUGACAACUGGCCAGGAGGGGUCCGUUGGCAGCAACGCUACCCAGACAGAGAUGGAAAAACAGCGCCAGCGUCAGAGGCUCCGGGAGUUACUUAUCCGUCAGCAGAUCCAGAGGAACAACUUGAGGCAAGAAAAAGAGAGUGCAGCAGCUGCAGCCACCAAUGUUCAGUCCUCCUGGAAUGCUGAGGGCACCGGACCAGCCUUUGAGCAGAUCAGCCGCAGCAUGACUCCUUACCCAUCAGCACAGGACAAGGGACUACUUGGCAGCCUGGGGAGCACUCCAGGAGGCAGCAAGCUGCCCAGCGGUGUGAUGGUACAGGCACCCUACAUGCACGAUGAACGACUGGCUCGGCCACCUCCAGCAGCAACACCCUCUGCCAUGGACAUCAAUGGCAGGCCAUCGGUGACAGCAGCGGCCCAGCCCUUUUAUGCCCGCAGUGUCUUCCAAACACCACCUACACAGCAGCAGAUGUGGCAGCAGCAGCAGCAGCAGCAAGCAGCAUCCAUGCGUCUCCCGAUCUCUUCACGUUUUCCCCAGCCCCCCACCCAAGACCUAAGCCGGCAGACUUUGGGAGGCCUGGCUCCACGCCUGCCCGGUCCUGGUGAACAGUUUCAGAGUUCCUCUGGCCCACUGGGAGCCCAGUUCAUUGAGUUGCGGCACAAUAUCCCAAAGGGAGUGCUAGGAAGUGGAGCUGGCUCUCCCUUUGUGCAACAGAAUCUGCAGGCUCGACCCAGAUUCUUCCUGCCUGGGAAUGACAGCACCAAUCAGGCUUUGAAAGCUUCUGUUAUGCCUGUGCAGGUCUCUGUCCUGGGAAACCAAGGCUUACAUACACAGAAAAUCCCUAUGUCCUCCUCUCUUCAGGGUUCAGAGAUGAGCAAUAAUCACCACUCUCAUGCCAAGGCUAUUCCCCAGUUGAUACUGCCCCCUGGUAACAUGGAGGUGCGACACAUCGCAGCUCGAACGCCCUCUUCAUCUGUCUCUAAAGAUGUACCCCUCACCUCAGCUAACAUUGAUUCUACCCCAGCCGCUGGCAAGAAUCAGCUAAGUCUGGUCAGUAGGCCAUUAGCUUGCGAGGUCCCGGUGGAACCCGAUUUAGAUGAUGAUUUUGAUUCUCACAAGGAUCUUGUUGAAGAUGAUGAUGACUUGGCCAACCUAAGCCUUGAUCCAGAUGUUGCCAAGGGUGACGAUGAUCUUGACAACCUGGAUAACCUGGAAACCAAUGACCCGCACCUUGAUGAUCUAUUAAAUGGGGAUGAGUUUGAUUUGCUAGCAUAUACAGACCCAGAGCUGGAUACUGGAGAUAAGAAGGAUAUCUUCAACGAGCAUCUGCGGUUGGUGGAAUCUGCCAACGAAAAGGCUGAACGUGAGGAUCAGCUUAAAAAAGAGCCCUCCGUAAGUCCCUACCUCAAGGAUACUCCUGUUGGGGUUGGCAAGCCAGAUGAACCGAAGGCACUAUUAAUGCCCCGAGAUCAUGUUCCCAAAGUGAAAGAGGGACUUGGACUUCUUCAGGUUCCCUGUUCAUCUUCUGCAAGGGUCUCUCCAUCUCCCCUCCUUGCAUCUUUCAAAGCCCAAAGUGACAUGCUGGACAACAAAAUGGUUAGCCUGCCAGCUGAUAUCAAACCCAAGUUAGAGGAAGGGUGUUUAAAGUCCUCACCUUGCCAGUUUAAUACUAGCACUGUAGAGAAGCCUCCUGUGAAAUCUGAAGGAGCAGAGAAAAUGAUUGCUACCUUAGGAGUAAACAUAAAAACCAACCAGAAUCUCAUGGGUCCUGGUGGAGUGCAACUUGGCAUGCCUCAGUUCCACAACAACAGUCACCCUCCCAUAUCAGAUAAGGUCCUCUACAGCACCCAAACUCGUCCAUCACUUAUUCCUGUCUCAGUGCCCAACAACACUAAUUCCAUCCUGGAAAAGUUUGAGCUAGAUGGAGGACCCUUGAGUCUGAGUAGUAGUCAGCAGCAUUCUCCGGCUGAUGAACUAGACAAAAUGGAAAGCUCCUUGGUGGCCAGUGAGCUCCCUCUCCUGAUUGAAGAUCUGCUGGAACAUGAAAAGAAGGAACUGCAGAAGAAGCAGCAGAUGUCUGCCCAAAUGCCAGGGGGUUCCCAGCACCUCCAGUCCCACACUGUGUUGGCACAUUCUGCUCCCCCUUCCCAACCUCAUGAUGGGCAGCUAGUAAGCCCUCAGCAACAGCUUCAGUUGAGCAUUGUGGCUAGACCACAGGGCAUGGUGGGCAACCAGCAACUGAUGCAUCAGCAGCAGCAACAACGUCUGGCUGGUCCGCAGCAAAACCAAGGACUAGCACCACACCUGGCAGUGCCUCAGAACCAAUCUCAACUGCUUACCGCUCAGCAUGGCAUGCAGACAACUCACAGCCAACAGAACCAACAGCAGCUCUUAGCCCAGAAGAAUAUGCAAGGUGUCCAGCAGCAACAGCAGCAGCAGCAGCAGAUGAUGGGACUUAAGCCUCAGCAAAUUGUGAUGCAACAGCAGCAACAACAGCAACAACAGCAACAACAGCAACAGCAGUUGGCUAACAGCUUCUUCCCUGAUACUGAUCUAGAUAAAUUUGCUACUGAGGACAUCAUGGAUCCCAUUGCCAAAGCCAAGAUGGUAGCUUUAAAGGGUAUCAAGAAGGUCAUGGCGCAAGGCAGCAUCGGGGUUGCUCCAGGCAUGAACAGGCAACAAGUCUCUUUGCUGGCUCAGAGGUUAUCUGGAGCUUCAUCUUCAUCUGAAAUGACAAAUCACAUUUUACCUGUAACUGGAGGGCAGGAACGCAGCAAUGAUCCAGCACAGGCUCGUCCAAACCCUCCAACUUUUGCUCAAGGUGUCAUCAAUGAGGCUGAUCAGCGCCAGUAUGAAGAGUGGCUUUUCCACACCCAGCAGCUUCUCCAGAUGCAGCUAAAGGUGCUGGAGGAGCAAAUCGGGGUGCACCGGAAGUCCCGCAAAGCCCUGUGUGCCAAGCAGCGGACAGCUAAAAAAGCCGGUCGUGAAUUCCCUGAGGCUGACGCCGAAAAGCUGAAGCUGGUAACUGAGCAACAGAGCAAGAUCCAAAAGCAGCUGGAUCAGGUUCGGAAACAACAGAAGGAACAUACCAACCUCAUGGCUGAGUACCGCAACAAGCAGCAGCAGCACCAGCAACAAACCUCCACAGUCAUGGCCCUCAGCCCCUCCCAAAGCCCUCGUGUCGUGAACAAGCUUCCCGGCCAGUUGCUUUCUGCUCACGGCCUCCAGCAGGGGACACAAGGCCUGCCUGGUCAGGCAGGGGGCCUGCACCUCCCUCAGGCUGCGCCUGUGGCCGUGCAACAGGGCUUACCAUUCAUGAGCCAGCAACAGUCACCAUUGCCACCACCAUCCGGGGCCACCCCUGCCAGCAAUUUCUUUCCUGGCAACCGCCUAUUACAGGAGAGACAGCUGCAGCAGCAUAGACUGCAGCUGGCUCAGAAGCUGCAGCAGCAGAACUUCAUGGGACAAAUGACAAUGCAACAGCAGCAGCAGCAGCAAGGCAUGAUGGGACAGCUAUCUGUGCAACAGCAGCAGCAGCAACCACCCACCCCACAGCCAAAUCAGAACCUGCUCCCUAAGCAACAAGGGCUGCUGAACAGCCAGCCGGGAACUGUGGUCCAGCAACUCUCUCCGCAGCAACAGCAGCAACAGCAGCAGCAGCAGCAGCAACAAGUCAUACUAGGGCACUCCAUGCUGCAGCAGCAUCAGGGUAUGUUAGGCCACCAGGCUGCCCAGAGACCAAUGCUGUUGACUCCUCAGCAACAUCGCACUCUGGGUUGUCCUCAGCAGCUGGCCCAGCAGACUCAAGGGAUGAUGGGGCACCGGCUUCUUUUGUCUCCUCAGCAGCAGCAGCAGCACCAAGGGCAGGGCAUAGCCCCCGAGCCCAUCCAGCACUUUGCGCAGCAGGGGUCUCUGAACCAGCCGCUGCACUCAAGUCAGGGAAUGCAGUCAGCCCUGCCAGCGCAGCAGCAACAGCAGCAGGGCUUGGCUGUGAAGGAACAACAGGGAGGACCAGAAGGCUCCAGUGUCCUUUCCCAGGAGGGAGCAGUUGGUGUCCUGCAGCAGCAACAGCUUCGGCCCCAUUUAGGAGGUCAGGAGCUGGGAGGGCAGAUGAAUCACCCUGACCAGCAAGGGAUGCCCAGCCACGGAGCCCCUCCACAAGAGCAGUCCUCUCAGCUGAUGCUCCAGCAGCAUGGGGAACCACAGAAGCAGCCAGCUGAUAUGGGCCAAGCACAGCAGCUUCUCAUGGACUCUCAGCAGAAGAGCCUGUUGGGCCCUCUGCAGAUGCAGAUGCAGCAACAGCAGCAAAACAGUAACUUGCAGCAGCAAAGCAGCCACCUGCAGCGGACUCACCCAGGAAUGGAUGGUAUCUUGCAGCAAGAGGCGUCUCCUCAGCAACCGCCACACCACCACCAUCAGCACCGGGAGGCCACUCAGCCUCCCCACUUGCUCAAUCAGCAAAUGGAGCAGCAAAGCCAAGGGCAGAACACCAUGGCUCCACAGCAAAGGAUUGUGGUCCAAAACCUGGAACAACCUCCCAAAGGCUUACCGGGCCAACUUGCGCAACAGCAGCAGCGACUUCAAAGCCAGAACUUCCUGGCCAGCCCUGUAAUGGGUCAGAUCCGGGCUCAGCUUCAGGGAGUCAUCUCUAAAAAUCCACAGCUCCGGAACCUCACCCCUCAACAACAGCAGCAGUUACAGGCUCUGCUAAUACAGCGGCAUCAGCAGAGUUUGCUGCAGCAGAACCAAGCCUUGCGGCAAGGCAGCCCUUAUCCAGGGCAGGCCCAGGUGUCACUGGACCAGGGCCGGCCAGGUGCUCCUCAGCUUCCCCUCCCCAGCUCCAUGGGACAGCAGAUCCCAAGGCAGCCCCCUCUUGCCGUAUUCCAGUUUCGUCCAGAGCAGGGAUUUUCUGCCUCUACCGAGCAGCCGAAAGUCCCGGUGAACCAGCAGGUGGCCACCAGCCCUCACCAACAGGGCGCACCGAGGCCUCCUAUUUCUCAGACUCCCUCUGUUCCCUUGAGCGUCGCUGGUGUGGCCUCUCUCCCACCACAGCAGCCCAGCCCUUCAGAGCCAAAGAGACCAUCCCCUUUGCUCCUGGUGAAAAGCCCUGAACAGCAUCCAGCUCCCAGCCAGAAACACCAGCCAACCACUCCCAGUCCCCUGCUCUCUCCUAACCCGGCGCUUUUUGUUCCAAACACAAAGGAAGCGGCUCUUGGCCCCGGGAGCUUCAGAGACUCGGUGUCCCUCACCAAAGCGCCCACGGAGCCAUCGGCCGUCAAUGGGCAGACGGGGGAAUUGGCUUCCUUAGCUGCGGGAAAAGCUUUCGCCCAAUCGGGAAACCUUCCCCUUGUUUGUAUCAAACAGGAACCCAGGGAAGAGGUGACCCAGUGUGCACUGAUGAGUGGCCCCCAGCCAGUCAAGCGGGAAGCAAAUGGGGAGCCCGUCUCCCAUGCAGCUGCUGUGGCGGCCGCCGCCGCCGCUGUGCCCACUAAUAAUAACAGCCUCAGCCGCACUGAAGCUGGCCACCUCUUGCUACAGAAGUUGCUACGAGCCAAGAACGUCACGCUGGGGACUCCGCGCUCGGGCGACGUCAACGGGCACGUGGAUGGCAAAUUUGUUGGCGCGGAGGGCCGAUUGCAGAUGCUGCCAGAUGUUCGGGAGGAUGCCCUUGCAGCAAAGAAACUUCCCCCACCGAAGCCAAAACGAUCCCAGAAAGCUGGGGAGCGACUUGUCAAUUCCCGCAAGAAAUUGCGCAAGGAAGAUGGUGUGAAGUCCAACGAAGCCCUCAUGAAACAACUGAAACAGGAACUCUCUUUGCUGCCUCUGAUGGAACCAGUAAUCACCGCCAAUUUCAACCUCUUCCCUCCCUUUGGAAGCAGUCCAAUCAAUGGCAAGAGCCAGUUGAAAGGCACGUUUGGCAAUGCAGCCUUGGACAGCAUUCCAGAUUACUACUCCCAGCUGCUCACCAAAAACAACUUGAGCAACCCUCCAACACCACCUUCCUCACUGCCCCCCACACCCCCACCCUCUGUGCAGCAGAAGCUGGUGAAUGGCGUCCUGUCUUCUGAGGAGCUGACCGGGCAGUCCAAAGAGCCAGAGCUACCCCAUGAGCUUGAAGGACAGAAGGAUGCUCCCCCUGUGGAAGUGAAAAGCUUAGAUCUACUUGCAGCUCUGCCUACCCCACCACACAAUCAGACUGAGGACGUCAGGAUGGAGAGUGAUGAGGAAAGUGACUGCCCUGACUCCAUUGUCCCAGCAUCGUCUCCAGAGAGUGUCUUGGGAGAAGAGAUACCACGCUUCCCGUUGCUGGUUGGAGCCAAGUCUGAAGUGGAGGAGUGCCCUAUGUCCCCUGUCAUCCCCAUAAUUCCAAAGGCCAGCAUCCCAGCUUUCCCAGAUUCCAAACCCUACGGGACUGUAGAGCCAGUGGGAAAGGAGACGCCCGGCACUUCCUGGGACAGAGCCAAAGGGAGUGAGGUCUCUGUCAUGCUCACCGUGUCUGCAGCUGCUGCCAAGAACCUGAACGGUGUCAUGGUGGCAGUGGCAGAGCUUUUGAGCAUGAAGAUUCCCAGUUCUUACGAAGUGUUGUUUCCGGAGCGAAAUGUAACCAGUGAACCCAGGAAAAGUGAAACUGAUGCACAAAGCAAAGAGAAGCCAGUAGUUUCAAAGGGUCCUGAAGGUGGACCAGAGUGGCUGAAACAGUUUGAUGCCAUGUUGCCUGGCUACAGUCUCAAGAACGAACUGGACAUCUUAACUUUGCUCAAACAGGAGACUUCAGUUCCAGAAAAAGCUGCUCAACAUUGCUACAUCAACAACGUUGCCAAUCUGGAUGUCCGGCAACUCUUGACACUUCCCGAAGAACCGUCUCCUCCUCUGUCCCCUUUUGCACCCUCUCCACCAAGCCCACCCAAGAUUCCUGAGCCACCCCCUGAGCCCGAAGCACCACCUCCGGCUGCGACCUCCCCUCCACCUUCAUCUCCUAAAGAAGAAGCCCCUCAGUCUCCCCCUAAAGCCAAGCCUCGCUCCAGGCCCCUGGAAGAUAAUGAGGAGAGCAAGCCAAGGCUCAAAAAAUGGAAAGGGGUGCGUUGGAAACGGUUACGUUUCCUCAUCACCAUUCAGAAGGGUGGUACCAAGCGUGAUGGGGAGAGGGAGAUUGCGGAGUUCAUUGAGCGCUUGGCCACUAUUCUUCGGCCGGAGAAAGUGCCACGCGAUUUACGGAAGUGCUGCUUUUGCCACGAGGAAGGAGAUGGAGCCACGGACGGUCCAGCCCGCCUCCUUAAUCUUGAUCUGGACUUAUGGGUGCACCUCAACUGUGCCCUCUGGUCCACGGAGGUUUACGAGACUCAGGGCGGGGCCCUAAUUAACGUGGAAGUAGCACUGCACCGGGGCCUGCUCACCAAAUGCUCGCUUUGCCAGAAGACCGGUGCCACUAAUAGCUGCAACCGUAUCCGCUGCCCCAACGUCUAUCACUUUGCUUGUGCUAUCCGUGCCAAGUGUAUGUUCUUUAAGGACAAGACGAUGCUGUGCCCGCUGCACAAGCUCAAGGGUCCCUGCGACCAGGAGCUCAGCACCUUCACUGUCUUCCGACGGGUUUACAUCGAGAGGGAUGAGGUCAAGCAGAUUGCCAGCAUCAUCCAGCGCGGGGAGCGCCUCCACAUGUUCCGGGUGGGAGGCCUGGUCUUCCAUGCCAUAGGGCAGCUCUUGCCCCACCAAAUGGCGGACUUUCACAGUGCCACAGCGCUCUACCCUGUGGGCUACGAGGCCACCCGCAUCUACUGGAGUUUGCGGACCAACAACCGGCGUUGCUGCUACCGAUGCACCAUUUGUGAGAACAACGGCCGGCCAGAGUUUGUGGUUCAAGUGAUGGAACCUGGUCUGGAGGAUUUGGUCUUCACAGAUUCCUCGCCACAGGCUGUCUGGAACCGCAUCAUUGAACCGGUGGCUAUGAUGCGCAAGGAAGCUGACAUGCUGCGACUUUUCCCCGAGUAUCUAAAGGGAGAAGAGCUCUUUGGCUUGACAGUGCAUGCUGUUCUGCGCAUCGCAGAGUCCCUGCCUGGUGUAGAGAGUUGCCAGAAUUACCUGUUCCGCUAUGGACGCCAUCCACUCAUGGAGCUGCCACUCAUGAUCAAUCCCACUGGCUGCGCUCGAUCAGAACCCAAAAUCCUUACACACUACAAACGGCCCCACACUCUGAACAGCACCAGCAUGUCCAAAGCUUACCAGAGUACGUUCACAGGUGAAACAAACACACCCUACAGCAAGCAGUUUGUGCACUCCAAGUCUUCACAGUACCGCCGUCUCAAGACCGAAUGGAAGAACAACGUGUACCUGGCCCGGUCCCGCAUCCAAGGACUUGGGCUUUAUGCUGCCAAGGAUCUUGAGAAGCACACAAUGGUUAUUGAAUAUAUUGGCACCAUUAUCCGCAACGAAGUUGCUAACAGGCGGGAGAAGAUCUAUGAGGAGCAGAACCGAGGCAUCUACAUGUUCCGUAUCAAUAAUGAACAUGUGAUCGAUGCCACCCUUACGGGUGGCCCUGCCAGGUACAUUAACCAUUCCUGUGCGCCGAAUUGUGUGGCUGAGGUUGUGACUUUUGACAAAGAGGACAAGAUAAUCAUCAUCUCAAGUCGCCGAAUACCCAAAGGAGAGGAGCUGACGUACGACUACCAGUUUGACUUUGAAGACGAUCAGCACAAAAUCCCAUGCCAUUGUGGAGCCUGGAAUUGCAGGAAGUGGAUGAACUAGCUCCAAGGGGCUCUUUGACGAGGCAGAGGCCCACCCUGAUAACCUGGCACAGAUGGUGCCCUCGGCUGGGCGAGAGGGGGCCCUUUCUGCCAACUCUCCCAACUAGC
Molecule: messenger RNA, 13201 nt
Organism: Protobothrops mucrosquamatus (brown spotted pit viper)
Lineage: Eukaryota; Metazoa; Chordata; Lepidosauria; Squamata; Viperidae
Gene: KMT2D
Product: lysine methyltransferase 2D
Exons: 47
Coding region: 69-13094 (4341 amino acids)
Biological process (GO): positive regulation of transcription by RNA polymerase II
Cellular component (GO): MLL3/4 complex; nucleus
Molecular function (GO): histone binding; histone H3K4 methyltransferase activity; transcription coactivator activity
Source: RefSeq, a predicted model, not a curated record